AUGAGUAAAAAUGAUCAUUCUCCACCUCCUCCUUAUCCGGGACUGAGUUCUUAUGAAACCAAAACUAAUGUCAAUCCAAUAUUUAAUGAUAAUUCUACUACACAAUCAUUUAACCAACAAUUUUCAUCCCCACCAAUAAUUUCUCCUGAUUUAUCUAAUCAACAGACAAACACACAAUCAACUGCGCCUCAAAUAGUUUUACGUCUAGCUAAAUUCGGUCCGUUACCAAUAGAAACAGAUUGUCAAUUUUGUCAUGCACACAUUGUAACAAAAACAAGGAAUGUUACUGGUUCGCUUCCAUACAUAGUAGCAACAAUUUUAUUUAUUCUUGGAUUCUUUUUUAUAUUUCCCUUUUUUUGUAUUUGCCUUCCUUUUUGUGUUGAUAUGUUUCUUGAUACAUUACAUCAAUGUCCAAAUUGUCAUAAAGAAGUUGGAAGAUUUAAAAGAAUGUAA
This is a messenger RNA of Strongyloides ratti, 453 nucleotides long. RefSeq names its product LPS-induced tumor necrosis factor alpha factor domain-containing protein. The record is from RefSeq and is a predicted model, not a curated record. Bases 1 to 453 code for a protein of 150 amino acids. The transcript has 2 exons. Lineage: Eukaryota; Metazoa; Nematoda; Chromadorea; Rhabditida; Strongyloididae. Gene Ontology annotation, molecular function: zinc ion binding.